Vigna radiata var. radiata (mung bean) is the source of this 2080-nucleotide messenger RNA. RefSeq lists its product as uncharacterized. Lineage: Eukaryota; Viridiplantae; Streptophyta; Magnoliopsida; Fabales; Fabaceae. The transcript has 12 exons. The coding region runs from base 672 to 1325 and encodes 217 amino acids. The record is from RefSeq and is a predicted model, not a curated record.
GAGCUAUUUAAAAUUUUUGAAAAAAGUUUGUCACUUGGCCGGUUCUCUUAUUCGUGUUUAGGGUUUAGGUUAGGUCUUCCCUUGGAAGGGUUCUUCUCAACCCCAGUCCUACCUCAUUCUCUCAACAACGGUCCUGCAUCCCAUAUUAACGACAAUCUUGCAUUUCAUCUUUGCUUUAGGAAGACAUCAGUUUAUUAUAAAAAAUGUUCCAUCUAUGCGGAGUUACGGUUUCUCUAGGUCAUCUCAGUUAGCCCCUCCUUUCUCGAGCUCUCCCUCCUUUUGCGCUUUCCCGUCUAAAAGUAUCUUUGCUUCAUUUCACUUACCAUAUGCUUGAUUGAAGUUAGAAACUCACUGGAUGUUAAUUCGAAGGAAAUGAAGCUUAGAUGAGAAUGUCCGUUUUUAUUCACUAUGCAGUGGGUUCAUGAAGUUUUGAAAAUCCCCAAUUUUCAAACCUAGGGUUCUGAUCCCCCUAAUGGAUUAUUGGACACAACAAGUUAUGGAUGUAUUGAUAUCUCUUCUAAAUCAGCUUAGUUGAUAGUGUAUGUUUACUGAAGUAGUGAUUUUUUCAGAACUUAGUGUACCUUUGGCAAGUAUUUCUAUUAUAUGAUACUUAAAUAUUGAUACGACCUCUGUUACCUAUUAUAUUGUUCUCAAAAGAAAAUUAGUACAUAAUGUCAUAUUAUGCAAGUGUUUCAAGACUUGCCACACAACAGAGGUUAAUGGAGAAGGAGAAGAACAAAAGUCCUUCAUAUGUUAUGUGUGGCUGGUUUGCUUUCACGACAGGUAAUAGAAUCAGAAGUCUGUGCCCGAGAGCCUUUUGGAAACAAAUUUACAACCAACCAUCAAUGACUUCUAUCUUUGUUGGGUGUUUCACUGUUGCUUCUUCUUUUGGUUCUUACGUAACAAAAGCUUCAUGGUGCAAAACUGAGAAAAUCCAGAAUAAAUAUCAUAUCAUGAGGCAUCAUCAGAAUCAUUAUAGAGGCAUUGAGAUUGGAUCCACAUUUCACCAACGUGCAAGGAGUUAUGUUGUGAACACCGACUCUGGUUCACCUCCGUUGUUGUGGGCUCUUUCCAUCCAUUUUUUGGUGGGGACUGCAUAUUCAAUUGAUGAUAUACCUGACAAUGAAGGAGAUGACAAAUUUGGUAUUCAAUCUUUGUCAGUACAUUUGGGUCAGAAGAGGGUAUUCUUGAUUUGUGUUUCACUUUUUGAAAUGAUUUAUAGAGUUGCCAUUCUUGUGGGUGCAACUUCUUCCUACCACUGGUGCAAAAUGAUCACGACGAUGGCUGAACCUUGUGAUGUGAGUAUUUGGUUGAUGAGGCUUUAAAGAGAAAGAGUGGAGACAAUUUGUUUGCAGUUGUGAUUUCCUUCCAGCAGCAACCUCCUCGCAACUUAGUGGCCCCUCGCUCUAGAGUGUACCGGAGCUUCUCUGCUUAUGGUUUGAAGGAAUUACAGAGUUUCCUUGAUAACUUGGGUAGCUGCACCGAACAUGGCAUGGACCUUUUGGGUUCUCCUCCUCCGUGCUUAGUCUCUUUUUGGGUUCUCCUUCCUCUCUGUUUGUUAAGAUUGCAAGGGAGGUGUUGGAUGCAACUGCCAGGAUUAUUGAACGAGGCAACUAUUGUUACAGGCUAUAAGCAUGGAGACUCACCCUACAAGAAAGCCAAGAGAAAUGUUAAUCUCGUCCUACAAGAAAGCUAAGAGAAAUGAUACUGACAAUUGCAAGAAACUCCAUGUGGGUAGCCAAAACCUUCGGACGUCGCUUUGAAGCUGAGGAUGACGAAGGCACCAUAGAGAACUGCAAAAUAAGCAAGUGCAGCGAGUGCACCAACCCCCCUGUUAUCCAAACUAAAGAGGCCCUAAGGGCAGCAACAAGCUUCACCCUAGUCAUUGAUGCAACGAGUGAAGCCUGUCCAUAUCUUAUGCCAUCUUUGGUUGCUUUCAACUUUUCCAAUCACUCCCUCAGUAUCCCACUGCAUACAAUUUCCCUCAGAGUGCAUUAAGAUGGAAACAAUUUCUUUUGUUAUUCACGAUUGUGAUUCUCGAUGGUUACGAAAUGAAAAUUUUGGGGUUUAGGGUUUCUAA